AUGACUCUAAUUGAAAAAUUGGUCGGAAGAGAAAAUUAUAACACGUGGAGAUUUGCUGUGCAAUCAUAUCUACAGCAUGAAGAAUUAUGGAAUUGUAUUGAAGGUUCCGAAAUUGUCGAUCCUAAACUCGACAUGAAAGCCAAGACUAAAAUUAUUUUACUAGUCGACCCCAUUAAUUACGUACAUAUACAAGAAGCAAAAACAGCGAAAGAGGUUUGGCAAAAUUUGGCAAAAGCAUUCGAUGAUAAAGGUUUGACUCGUCGAGUCGGUUUGUUAAAAGAUUUGAUUACUACCACAUUAGAAAGUUGCCAAAAUGUUGAGGUCUACGUAAAUAAAGUAAUGACAACUGCACACAAACUCCGAAACAUCUCAUUUGAUGUAAAUGAUGAGUGGCUUGGUACUCUUCUCUUGGCUGGGUUGCCAGAUGAUUACAAGCCAAUGAUUAUGGCGUUAGAAAGUUCUGGUGUGCCAAUAUCAGCAGAUUCUGUAAAGACUAAGCUUCUGCAAGAAAUAAAAAGCUCCGAGUCUACUGCAUUAUAUGUAAAUAAAAAUUAUGGUAACAAAGGGAGACAAAAAAAUGAGAAGCCAUAUAAACCUAGUAAAGGUCCUAGAUGUUUUAAUUGCAACAGAUAUAGGCAUAUAAGUAAAAACUGUAAAUCGAAGAAAAAGGAACAAAACACUAAUAGAGAUUCUGGAUAUGUAGCUGUGUUCUCAGCCACAACAAAAAAUAACAAUGGAUGGUAUAUCGAUUCUGGAGCGUCCAUGCAUAUGACUAUGAGGCGUGAUUGGAUUUAUGAUGAAAUACCACCUCCGAUCUCGAACAUUAAAAUAGCUAAUGACAAAAUGCUCCCGGUUAAAAGUUGUGGCAAGUUAAAUCUAAAUGUCAUUGGAAAAGAUGGUAAUAAACAUACAAUUCAAGUAAAGAAUGUUCUCUAUGUACCAGAAUUGGUAAGUAAUCUCCUUUCUGUUAGUCAGAUGAUCAAUAAUGGAUGCUCAAUACAGUUUACUAAAUAUGGCUGCAAAAUAUUCAAUAAAGAGAAUACUGAAGUUGCAACUGCGAAUCUCAUUAACAACAUGUACCGGCUGAAUACAGACAGUAUUUCUGCAUACACCUGCAAAUCUAAUGAGACAGAUUUUUUAUUAUGGCAUCAAAGAAUGGCACACUUAAAUUUUAGUGAUUUAAAUAAACUAACAGAUUGUGUUGAAGGUGUAAGAAUAAAUAAAAAUAAAAUUAAAAUGAUAUGUGAAUCUUGUCAAAAAGGAAAACAGCCUAGGUUGUCAUUCCCAGCUGAAGGUUCCCGAGCAAAGAAAGCACUGGAGUUGAUACAUUCAGAUAUCUGUGGUCCACUCGAGGUGACUUCUCUUGGUGGGGCUAGAUACUUUCUCACAUUCACCGAUGACUAUACAAGGAAAAAUGGCAUGGCAGAGCGUAUGAAUCGGACUUUAAUAGAGAGAGCUCGGUGUAUGCUAAUUAAUUCAAACUUACAGAAACAGUAUUGGGCAGAAGCUGUGGCUGCAGCUGCGUACAUCACUAACCGCUGUCCAACACGAGCACUGGGUUAUUCUACACCUGAGGAGAAAUGGUCGGGAAAGAAGCCAGAUGUAAGACAUUUAAAAAUUUUUGGUUGUGAAGCCAUGGUACACACACCGAAAGAAAAACAUAAAAAGCUGGAUCCAAAGGCAAGUAAAAUGAUUUUUAUUGGUUAUUGUGAUACUACAAAAGGCUACAGGUUAAUUGAUACAAAAACAAAGAAAAUUAUAAUAAGUAGAAAUGUUAUUUUUAUGGAAAACUCUAUUAAGAAGAAUUAUGUAAUGACACCUCUGACUACUGCUGAAAAUAAUGAUACUGUAAGUGAUAGUUUAUUAGAAAAUACACAAAAUGAUGUGUCAACUGUCAGCAUAAGUGAUGAUUCUGUUCACUCUGAUGAAGGCUCUAUAUAUAUACCUGAGAAAGAUAUAAGUCCAAUACAACCAAGUAAUGUAAAAACAAGAUCUCAAAAAUUAAAAUUGUUACAAGAAAAUAACUCUUAUUUCUGUCAAGGUGAAGAGCCAGAGUUUGCAGAUGUACCACAGACAUAUAGUGAAGCUAUAUCAUCAAAAGAUGGAGAAAAGUGGAAACAGUCUAUAAAGGAAGAAUUGGAAGCACAUAAAAAGAAUAAUACUUGGCAGCUGGUGCUGAAGCCACCAGGUGUAACUACAAUUGGCUGUAAGUGGGUCUUCCGUUUAAAAGACGAGCCAUCUGGUAUGUUAUACAAGUCUAGACUCUGUGCUAAGGGCUGUUCACAAAAAUAUAACAUUGACUACACUGACACAUUUUCUCCCACUGUAAGGUAUGAUUCUGUACGAAUAUUAUUAUCAGAAGUAUGUCAACAUGACCUUGAAAUGAUACAGUUUGAUGUUAAAACAGCAUUUCUAUAUGGAGAUAUAUCUGAAGAUAUUUAUAUGACUCCACCUAAAGGUAUAGAUGUGCCAUCAAACUAUAAAAAGGAGAAGGGUCCUGAAGAAAAGCUACCAUAUAGAGAAGCAGUUGGAUCGCUUAUGCAUCUAGCUAUUGUUAGUCGACCAGAUAUAAUGUUUGGAGUCAGCUUGUAUAAAAAAGAAAAAAAGAGUGUAGUGGAAGGCUACAGUGAUUCAGACUAUGCCAAUGAUAUAGAUACAAGACGAUCCACAUCUGGAUAUAUAUUCAUGAAGAAUGGUGCUGCAGUUACAUGGGCAACUCAACGUCAACAAAGUAUUGCUUUGUCUACCACAGAGGCGGAAUUCAUGGCUGCAUGUUCUGCUACAAAAGAAGCAAUAUGGAUAAAGAGAUUACUUUUAGAUAUUAAUGAAUAUAAUCAGGAUACAAUAUGUUUGUACAUAGACAACCAAAGUGCAAUUUCAGCUGCGGCCCUCGUGGCGCCUCGUGUCGCGGGCAGUCGCUCUCAGCCUCACUUGAGUCGUUCGAAACUUGCGCACCGCGCCGCCCGGCCUCGAGUGCGGCGCGCCGCGUGCCUCUGA
Galleria mellonella (greater wax moth) is the source of this 2997-nucleotide messenger RNA. RefSeq lists its product as uncharacterized. Gene Ontology annotation, molecular function: nucleic acid binding; zinc ion binding. The record is from RefSeq and is a predicted model, not a curated record. Bases 1 to 2997 code for a protein of 998 amino acids. The transcript has 5 exons. Lineage: Eukaryota; Metazoa; Arthropoda; Insecta; Lepidoptera; Pyralidae.